AUGGAGAUCACACCGUCUUAUAGGUCUUCAAGGUCGAGAUCAAGAUCGAGAACAAGAAAUUCAACAGCCAACUCAAGGGCAACGUCAGCAACACGAAGACCAAGUAUAUCGUCGGCCAAGCGUUCAUUGUCGAGCUCUUCUUUAGACAGGCUAACUGUUACGCCAACUCGUAUUGAUAGUGAGAGAAGCAUCCCAUCAGUUCAGGUGGUGCUUGAUAACUCAUUACCCAAGGAUUUUUUCAAACAGGAUAUCAUUGCUCUUGCAAAGAUUUUGAAAAUCAGCAAAUGGCAUAAACGCAAUUUGUUACAGCAGCAUUUGGCAAUCACUAGAAUAUCGGGCGCACUAACUAAUUCGAUUUACAAGAUUGAAUAUAACGACGAUGAAAGUGAUGUUCAUCUUCCAGCGCUUUUGCUUAGAGUAUACGGGAAAAACGUUGAUGAAUUAAUAGAUAGGGAUCUGGAAUUACAAAUAUUGAUUAAGCUUUCACAAAAACGCAUUGGACCAAGAUUAUUGGGUAUUUUUACAAAUGGGAGAUUUGAACAGUUUCUUGAUGGCUUCGUUACUCUUAAUAAAGAGCAGAUUAGAAAUGAAGUCAUAUCGCAAAUGAUUGGUAGGAGAAUGAAGGAUCUACACUACAAAAUUGAGUUGAACAUGGAUGACUUCCAAUCAGCUCCAACGUGCUGGAGAUUAAUUGAAAAGUGGUUGAAGAUUUUGGAAUUUGAGUACAUGCCCCAGUAUGAAGCAGCAGGAAUCAAUCCCAAAGAUGUGUUUUUUUUCAAUUUCCAAGAAUUCAAAAAACUUGUGUUCAAGUAUAAGCAUUGGUUGUUUUCCAAGUAUGACGAAGCGAAAGAGGAGUUUGCAUCAAAUUACAAGUUUUGUCACAAUGAUACUCAAUACGGGAAUCUACUUCUUCGUGAAUCAUUUAAACCUGAGCAUAUUAUCAUAGGAGACAAUCCAAACUUUUCGGCAUCAAACUUCAAUGAUGUGGCAAUAAGAUCAACAUCCAAUAAAAAGGACUCGGACUUGGUAGUUAUAGAUUUCGAAUAUUCGGGACCAAAUUUCCCAGCUUUUGACAUUGUUAACCAUUUUAGCGAAUGGAUGGCCAACUAUCAUGAUCCGGUAAGAUCAUACUAUAUUGACCAGGACAAGUACCCAACCAAAUUGCAACAAUUGAACCUUAUAAAAUCAUAUAUUGAAUAUGACUUUCAAUUCCCUUCUUCGAAUUUAAAAACACUGAAAUCGCCAAUUGAACUAUCAGACAACCCUAAAUCUCAAGCGAUUAAUUUGAUCCAGCAUGAAAUUGAGAAAUUUUACAACGAAUGUGUUUAUUGGAGAGGUUCAGUACAAAUAUAUUGGUGUUUAUGGGGAUUAAUUCAAAAUGGUUCAUUGAAACCAACUUUGCAAGUUGAGUCUACUGGAGAAAAAGGUGUUGACAGCACUUACAACAUUACAGUAGAUAUUGAGAAAUUAUCAGUGGAUGAUUCAGAAGUUGCUACUCAAGAAGCCAUUACUUCUUGUGACGAUGAUUUUGAUUAUUUGAAAUAUUCUAAUCAAAAAAUUGCAAUCUUUAUGGGUGACGCUAUUCAAUUUAAACUAAUUGAUGAAAAUGAGAUUGAUCAAGAGUAUAGAAAAUCGAUAAAGUAUUUGAGUAUAGAUACUUUUGACUAUUGA
Lodderomyces oxycetoniae is the source of this 1671-nucleotide messenger RNA. RefSeq names its product bifunctional choline kinase/ethanolamine kinase. Gene Ontology annotation, biological process: phosphatidylcholine biosynthetic process; phosphatidylethanolamine biosynthetic process. Bases 1 to 1671 code for a protein of 556 amino acids. Gene Ontology annotation, cellular component: cytoplasm. Lineage: Eukaryota; Fungi; Ascomycota; Pichiomycetes; Serinales; Debaryomycetaceae. Gene Ontology annotation, molecular function: ethanolamine kinase activity; choline kinase activity. The transcript has a single exon. The record is from RefSeq and is a predicted model, not a curated record.